AUGGAGGCUGGAGAUUUUCCCACUGAUUGCUACCUUGAUGCUGUCGUGCGUUUCCUCCGAAUUAUUAAGUACAAUGACGACAAUUACACACACGAAGAGCGAGUGCGCAACCUGCACUAUGCGUACACUAAAGCGGCAAUGCACUUUUCUCAGCCGAAGCAACAGGCACUAAUCAAGGCCAGCCCCAGGCGCCUGCAAGCAUCACUGCAAACUAUCGUUGCUAUGGUGGUGUAUGCUUGGGUUCGUGUAGACCCCGAGGUCAUGGCAGAUCUGAGCAUUCAUUAUACGUACAUGUUGGUUCUUGAUGAUAGCCAAGAUGAUCCGGAUGCCACCAUGAAAUCAUUUUACGAAGACCUGCUGGCCGGCCGGCCCCAACAGCACCCUUGGUGGCAAAUGGUCAAUGAACAAUUUCCCACCGUGUUGAGUCAUUAUGGUCCUUAUUGCGGCCUCAAUCUGGUCCGGAGCACAACGGAUUUUUUCCAAGGUUGCUGGAUUGAGCAGCAUAACUUUCAGGGAUUCCCAGGCUCAUCCGACUUCCCUGGCUUUUUGCGCCGCAUGAAUGGGCUCGGCCACUGCGUUGGCGGAUCCAUCUUCCCGAAAGCGCAGUUCGACGAGGGUGCGCUUUUCACUGAGAUCACGUCAGUAAUUGCCCAAAUGGAGAACUGGAUGGUGUGGGUCAACGACUUGCUAUCAUUCUACAAAGAAUUUGACGAACCUCGAGACCAAACCUCGCUUGUAAACAACUAUGCAAAGUGUGAUCGCCUUUCCCUUGCGGAAGCGCUGGACAAGCUGACGCGCGACACGAUCCGCUCUUCAGAGCAGAUAGUGGAGGUCUUUGCGGACAAAGAUCCGAGCAUUGCUGAUACCCUGAGAACAUUCUGUCAGGGUUACGUAACGUGGCACCUGAGCGACCCGCGGUAUCGUCUCCGUGAGCUCGUCACCAAUGCCGCUGGCGGUGACAGCCUGGUGGCACAGGAGUUCCGCGCUCACCAAGCCGCUGCCGAUCUCGUUGGUGCAGUUGAUCCUAAAGAGUGGGCUUACCCCCGCAUAGCAGAUAUGGUGGAGAACGCCCAGGAGGUUAAGGAUGUGCAGACUACUGAGCCAUUUGUCCGCAAGGCUUUCCUGAACGCUCUUCCUGUAGGUACCAUUGCACAGUGGGGAAAGAAGGUUUGGGCGCAGGAAUAUGUGUAG
Messenger RNA from Neoarthrinium moseri, 1191 nucleotides. RefSeq lists its product as uncharacterized. NCBI's taxonomy places the organism in Eukaryota, Fungi, Ascomycota, Sordariomycetes, Amphisphaeriales, Apiosporaceae. The coding region runs from base 1 to 1191 and encodes 396 amino acids. Gene Ontology annotation, molecular function: trichodiene synthase activity. The transcript has 3 exons. Gene Ontology annotation, biological process: sesquiterpenoid biosynthetic process. The record is from RefSeq and is a predicted model, not a curated record.